Molecule: messenger RNA, 394 nt
Organism: Caenorhabditis sp. 36 PRJEB53466
Lineage: Eukaryota; Metazoa; Nematoda; Chromadorea; Rhabditida; Rhabditidae
Source: the annotation of a GenBank genome assembly
AUGUAUCAACUGGACGUAAGUUUCCCACAGAGAUCUCCAGUGAAUCGUGGAUUUCAGUCGUGGUAUGCGGUGCUCUUCGAGCUCAUUCUCGUCGGGUUCUCGUUAUACAAUUCGCUGAGAAUGACUAAAUGGUGGAGCACUGUGGCAGGUUUGUGGGAACGGGUCUCGCAACGAAAUAAUCCGAUUCAGAAGGCACUUCGAUCGGAAUUCACGGAGCCAGAAACGUUCCCUCGGUAGCCGAUUACUACGGAAUAAGAACGGAAAACACGACGGGAGAACGGAGUUGCGGAAAGCGUCGUCCGGUGAGAAAAAAGGAAGAAUCUGCCGGGAACAGGAACACUUUCAGAUGAGCCCGGAAAUCGGAGAGAUGGGCGAUGGAAUCAAGCUCCAUUGA